AUGGCACCACAGUAUAUUAUUUCAAAGCGGCUCGAUCCCCUGUUCGCCAUUUCCAUCGGGCUCGCGGCAGCAGCGACACGCAUUAACCGUGAGGAAAAGGAAAAGGGCCGCUCGACGCAGCAGAGUCUAGAGGUGCUGAGGAGGAGGUGCGGUUUGGCGUGGCAGAGUGGUGGGGAGGCGAGGAAGGCGUAG
Exserohilum turcica Et28A is the source of this 192-nucleotide messenger RNA. RefSeq lists its product as uncharacterized. The record is from RefSeq and is a predicted model, not a curated record. The transcript is spliced from 2 exons. The coding region runs from base 1 to 192 and encodes 63 amino acids. Gene Ontology annotation, biological process: protein secretion. NCBI's taxonomy places the organism in Eukaryota, Fungi, Ascomycota, Dothideomycetes, Pleosporales, Pleosporaceae.